CCUCGGCUACCUUGCCGGGUUCCUGGGAACAACAAAAGACGAGCUCCAACCCAUCACUGCCAACGAUAAGCCCCGCCAUCUCAACUUCAAGCCACACUUUGGCUCUACUUUAACCCAUCUUCUACAGUCACACCAUUCCAUCACACAUGCAACGUUCUUGAGAAAUGAUGGGCUCAACUCGGUAAAAUCUUACUCACAGCCAAAGGCAAUCUUGGCUGUGUAGUGAGUUACAGUAAUCCCCAUCGCGGGUACCACGUCCGAGUCCAAUCUUGUCUCACCCUGAGUCGAUAGACCUCCCUAUGGUUUCACCUUCGGCCAUUCAAGUCACUCCAAACCAGCUAUGGCGCCCAAGAAGAAGCCCGUCCAACCACACAAUAGAAAUGGAGACGACAACUUCCCAGGGCUCAACAACAAGGGCCCUGGGAAACCUGCAACCAAGACACAAUACCAAGAGCUGCAGGAAAACGAGGUGUUGGCACUGAAGGCCAUUUAUGGAGAGGACUUCAUUGAGCAUAGUGCUGCACAUAGUGCGUGGCAUAAAUCUGAACCGUCUUUCGACAUCCGUAUCAAGGCUUCAUCAGACGACGACUUUGUCAUGACCCUUGGGGUGGUUCUAGUGGCCACGUACCCCAAGUCUCCUCCACUUUUGACCAUCAAGGAUGCCGGCGACUUGCGUGACUCGACCAAGUUCAAGAUUCAAAAGUUCGUCGACACGCAGCCAAGGAUAUGGGCCGCCGAACAGCGAGAAAUGAUCGACGGCCUCGUCGAGGGCAUCCGCGAGAUUUUGGAGGCCGCGGCCCUGAAGAAGGCCCAGGGCCUGGAACUUCCGUCCCUGGAGGAAGAGCGAGCGGCCCAUGAGGCUGAGUUGGCGAAGCAGGCCCGAGACGAAAAGGAGCUGGAAGAGCGCAAGAAGCUCGAGGAAAUUAAGGAGGAGGAGCGCGUCCUCGGUGAUAUGGUCCAAGAAGAGCUCCGACGGCAGAAGUCCAAGGCAAAAGAGUCUAGAAAGAAGAACCGGAGUCAACAGUUAUCGCCUGACCGCGUUGCUGAAGACCCCACCGAGACCGAUGUUGCUCUCCUCUUUGACCAGCCAUGCAAGUUGACCGACGGAUCGGGGAAUGCCCUAUAUUUCCAGACCGUAAUCGGAAGGAUGAUAUACCGAGAAGGCCCGGUAACCACGGUUUACAAAGUCAAGCCUGUUCUCUCUGCGAAGAACCUGCGCCCGAGUCUCGCCCUUAAGCAAGUUGAGUUGAAGUACCACGGGAAGGACUCGGCGCAGUCAAGGAAGCAGCUGCAGUUGCUGGAGAUGCAGCUGGAAUCGCUAAAGAAGCUGCGCCACCAAAACCUCCUGGAGCUGAUCGAUUACAAAAUUGACCGCUCCAUAAGUGACACGGACUCGUCAUCGCCAGCGGUCUGGAGCAUCAGUGUUCUGACGCCUCUCAGCGACAAGGGCCCGCUCGAUGAACUUCUCGAUCUCGCUGGCCAGAUCGACAUCAGCAAAGCCAAGUUAUGGACUGCUGAUCUCCUGGAUGCACUGGCCUUUUUGCAUAAUCAUGGCGUCGUGCAUCAGGAUAUCCAUCCUGGCAACAUCCUGCUCUGCAGAGAGCCAGCGGGGGACAUCGUCCCGAAGCUGGCUGAUGCAGGGUACCAGAGAGAACUGCACAACAUCUGCACCAAGGUGGCCACUCUGACUACGACGAGGGCGGCUAAAUCAGCAUACUGGUUUGCUCCCGAAAUCGCCGGCGUGUCAAAACCGCAAUACACGCAAAAGACGGACGUGUGGGAUUUCGGGAUGGUAUUUUUGCAGAUGCUCUUCGGUCUGAACGUGGCAGAGAAGUACCACUCUCCAUCGGCAUUGAGAGACUCGCUUAAUCUAUCCAGUCCUCUCGAGGAACUGGUUGGCAAGUUCUUCAAGUCUGACCCUAAGAAGCGACCCCGCGCCUUCGAGCUUUGCUCGAGUGAGUUCUUGGCGACCAGCGCCCCGAUACUUGCCGACUAUGAUUCUGCUGUUAUUGACGGCUCCAUGAUUUCUACGUCCCAAGGUUUGCCGCGGAGGCUGCGUCACGAUUCCAUGAAUCGCAGUAACACCAGUUCCAGGUAUCUCCAAGAUUACGUCGAGGAGGCUCGGCUGGGCAAAGGGGGUUUCGGAGAGGUGGUCAGAGCUCGCAAGAUGAUCGAUGGCCGUCUCUAUGCCAUCAAGAAGAUCACGCAGCGGUCUCAGGAGACGCUGUCCGAAAUGCUCAAAGAAGUCAGAUUGCUUUCGCAGAUGAACCAUCCCGCUGUAGUGCGGUAUUACAACACUUGGCUCGAGGAGGUUCCCGAUCUUUCCGACGCGGAGGGGGACACGUCAACAGAGGGCGCAGGUGCUGAAACUUCCAGGGGAACACUUUCUCAGAAUAUCAAUAUCGAGUUCACCGAAAGCAAGAGCCGAGGUCUGGACUUCAUGUCGUCAAGCGGGCACCCAUACAUCGAAUUUGGCUACGAAUCCGCCAUUGAAGACGACGAGGAUGACGAAGACGAUGAAGGUGAAGACAGUUCCUUGUCAUCCGACGAAGACACAUCGACCUUGAAUAGCAAGGCUCCAAGAGAGCAGCUACUCGUCCCGAAUAAGCGCAUCAGGAGAGGAAGUACUCGCCCCUUCCGUACCAUCAUGUACAUUUCCAUGGAAUAUUGCGAAAAGCGAACUCUCCGGGAUUUGAUAGCGCGCAACCUGUACAAGGAGAUCCAAGAAAUUUGGCGUUUAUUCCGUCAAAUUCUCGAGGGCCUUGCUCACAUCCACAGCCUCAACAUUGUCCACCGGGAUCUGAAGCCUGAGAACAUCUUCAUCAGCGCCGGCCCGGAUGGGGUUGAGAAUGUGAAGAUCGGUGAUUUUGGUUUGGCAACGAGCGGACAGUUGGCUAUGGACAAGACUGUCGCCAACGUGGAUGCCAGCGACAUCACCCGGAGCAUCGGCACGGCCGUCUAUGUCGCCCCCGAAGUGAGAACGGGGGGCAGCGGCUCGUACACAGCGAAAGUGGAUAUGUAUUCCCUUGGCGUCAUCUUCUUCGAGAUGUCGUAUCCCCCUAUGCUGGGCAUGCAGCGCGCGCAGGUCCUUGAGCAAGUGCGGCGGAACCCACCCGCUCUUCCCUUGGACUUCAAGCCUGCCGAUAAGAAUCACUCCGACAUCUUGCUGUCGCUUCUGAGCCAUCACUCUAAAGAGCGGCCCUCCAGCGUCGAGCUAUUGAAAAGCGGCAAGAUGCCGGUUCAGAUGGAGAGUGAGGCGAUUCGACGUGCCAUUGCUGGCGUGGCUGAUCCGAAUUCGCCGUAUUUCCAGAAGAUGCUCGAUACGCUGUUUGCUCGCCAGAUCGAACCGGCAAAAGACUAUGCUUGGGAUAUGUCUUCCUCAACCCCUAGCCCAGCCGACCUGAUGCGCCGGUACAUCGUCAAGGACACGCUGAUAUCUAUCUUUCGGCGGCACGGCGCUGUCGAGGCUCCACCCGCGUGCCUGUAUCCCCGAUCCUCGCACUACGGGCAGUAUGCGGUCCAUUUGCUUGACCGAAACGGUACCGUCCUCCAGCUCCCAUUUGACUUGGUGAUGGGCCACGCCCGGUCCCUGGCAAGAAUCACGAACUGCGCUGUCCCGCAACGUUCUUACUCGUUCGGAAACAUCUACCGCGACCGCCAUGACGGCGGGCAGCCCGAUGUCUACGGAGAAGUUGACUUCGACAUUGUCACAACCGAUGCUUUGGACCUUGCUCUGAAGGAAGCUGAGGUCAUCAAGGUUCUGGAUGAGAUAGUUGCUGCUUUCCCAACGACGUCGUCGACUCCGGUCUGCUACCACCUGGGCCAUUCCGACCUCUUGCAUUUGAUAUUUGAGUUCUGCGGGGUGGAAGUUGGUGCCAGACAGGCUGCUGCCGAGGUCCUCAGCAAGCUGAAUAUACGAAACUUUACCUGGCAAAAAGUUCGGAUUGAGCUCCGGUCGCCUUUGGUAGGCAUCUCGGCUACCAGCGUCGACGAGCUGCAGAGAUUCGAUUUCAGGGACACGCCCAGUAAGGCCAUCACAAAGCUGAGGAAUCUCUUUGACGGGACCGAGUACAGUGAGAAAGUGUCAUCGACGUUGGCCCACUUGAGGGAAGUCUACGAGUAUACCAAGAAAUUCGGCCUCAACAGCAAGGUCUACAUUGCCCCGCUCAGCAGCAUCAACGAGUCGUUCUUCCGUGGAGGCUUUCUCUUCGCUUGUCUGUAUGACAAGAAGGUCAAAGAUGUCUUUGCCGCCGGCGGCCGCUAUGAUGGGUUGAUCAAGGAACACCGUCCCAAAAUCGGCAGCCGGUUUGAAGAGCGACACGCGGUGGGCUUUAGUCUGAACUGGGAGAAGCAGCUCGCAAAACAAGUACCCAAGACGACGGGCAAGGCGUUUCUCAAGAAGGCGGUUGAGGAAGAAGCCCAGGGCAUCUUCUGCGCAAAAAGAUGCGAUGUGCUUGUCGCCAGCUUCGACCCGUCUGUCCUGCGUUCUUCGGGCAUUGAGCUGUUACAAACCCUCUGGGCACAUGGCAUUAGCGCCGAGCUCGCCCGCGACGCCCGCUCCCCCGAAGACCUCCUCUCGGCCUACCGGGACGAAUCCUACAGCUGGAUCGUCAUCAUCAAGCAGGAUAACCAGCUCAAGAUCAAAACUCCGGGCCGCAAGGACGCACCGGACGCGGAUAUUGCCGCCAAGGAACUCUUGUCCUGGCUCAAAUCCGAAAUCCGCGAGAGAGAGUCCCGCUCAGGCAUGAAGUACCGCAGCACCGCCGGCAUGGUGCCGCACUCCGACUCUGCCAGCGCCCUCCUCCCCGCCUCGGCGACAACCGAGCGCAACGAGCAGCAGGACGUGCACGUGCUGGUGGCGCAGACAAAGUCCAAAAAGUUCAAUCGGCGCGCCGUCGUGGAGCAGGCGCAGACCAGCGCGGCCAGGCUGGUGCAGUCGUUCCUCGAGGGCCCCAUCGCCGCCAUCGAGACGUCGGACGCCGUCAUGGACCUGAUCCGGGGCACGAGCCUGUCGGACCCGGAGAGCUGGCGCCGGGUCGAGCACAGCGUCGGGACGGCCGAGAAGAAGUAUGUCCGGGAGAUUCACGACAUGCUCAAGCAGUGGCGGUGGGAGUGGGAGGCCAAGAAGGAGAAGGACGGGAGUGGGAGUAAUGCGUUUGUGUAUAACUUUCGCACGGGGACAUGUGUUUACUAUGACUUGGGAGCUUAGGAAGCUUCUACGGCAUCGGCAUCGGGCUCGGGUUCAGGAUCGGGAUCAACGAGGGAGAAGAGGGCGAGGAGAUGGUCUGUUGGUAUCUGAGAGAGAUCUAUUUGGCUUGGGCAGUCUAUGGGGGUAUCCUGGUUUAGGGCUUAGGUCUCCUCUCUGGUUGCGGCUCUGAGUUAGUUUGGUUGUUUGCCUGCUUAGGUUUUGCGGCAGUGCAUCGUGCAUGCACCUUGUUCCUGCAUUGAGAUAUACGGAUAGCACGCUUUUGUUGAUACCCCUGAAUGCGCGGAGACUACCUGACGGCUGGUUGGAGGUUCCAUAAGUGUACGGAGUACCUAACUCAGCAAACGAUUGUUCC
Parathielavia appendiculata is the source of this 5561-nucleotide messenger RNA. Its product is annotated as Serine/threonine-protein kinase. Lineage: Eukaryota; Fungi; Ascomycota; Sordariomycetes; Sordariales; Chaetomiaceae. The transcript is spliced from 7 exons. Gene Ontology annotation, cellular component: nucleus; cytoplasm. Gene Ontology annotation, biological process: regulation of translational initiation by eIF2 alpha phosphorylation; DNA damage checkpoint signaling. Bases 341 to 5209 code for a protein of 1622 amino acids. Gene Ontology annotation, molecular function: ATP binding; eukaryotic translation initiation factor 2alpha kinase activity; protein binding. The record is from RefSeq and is a predicted model, not a curated record.